Messenger RNA from Cladocopium goreaui, 458 nucleotides. NCBI's taxonomy places the organism in Eukaryota, Dinophyceae, Suessiales, Symbiodiniaceae. The record is from the annotation of a GenBank genome assembly.
CCCUGCUGCCAGUCAGCACUCCUCAGCACUCAAGAUGUCGAGGUGUCAGCCAGAUGGCGCCGUCAGACAGUCCAACGCCACGCCACCAUACGGAGGCCACUGAUGAUUUUCUGACCUGUUUGGAAGGCCAGCUCUCAAAAUUGGGCGACAAACACAAGCAACCAGAUCUUGCACAGGUCAUUGGGGCGACGUCGUAUCCAUUCAUGAGCCUUAGCAAGCUUUGCGCUGACAACAUUGCUUUAGCAGAGGUACGCGCGCGGACAAAACCUGCAGCUGAAGCUGUUUCAACCAUCACGUCGCAGGCUGCUCGUGCUCCAGCAACGUCCAGCUCAAAUCCUACCAAAAGGCCACUGGAUGGGACUGUUACUUCAGCUGCACACGCUCUUGUCCUGCAAGGAAUUAUCGAGGAGGCUGUGGAUGUUGUGCCUCCCUUUCCAAAUGUCCAACCUUUGCUGUAC